Molecule: messenger RNA, 1612 nt
Organism: Cucurbita pepo subsp. pepo (vegetable marrow)
Lineage: Eukaryota; Viridiplantae; Streptophyta; Magnoliopsida; Cucurbitales; Cucurbitaceae
Source: RefSeq, a predicted model, not a curated record
GGAAUGGCGCCAACAGAGGAGCUUAUCGCCAUUGGAAUGGCGCCAACAGAACCAUGGAUUUCCGAUUCAACUGUCCAGAUAUGCCUGACGCCAUACACGUUCUUUCGAAGCCUAAAUCAAUCCCCACGCGUCCUUCACGUUUCUCGAGGCUUCAAAUGGCUUCAACAAAAUCCCAUUUGACGUGCGACCAAAGAAAAGAAUUCUUCUCGGUAAGCAUUUUCGCCACACCAAAACCACCAACAAUAUACGAUCCCUUUCCCUUUUCCUCUGUUUCUCCUUUUCCGUUUCGAUCACUCGAGGUUGUUGCCAAUGGCGGCGGCGGCUGCUGCUGCUGCUGCUGCUGCUGAGAAUGGGAUAUCCAGGGAAGUGCAGCUUUCUAUGGCGGUUUCUUCUAUGUUUCCUGGUUUUCGGUUUUCGCCGACUGAUGAAGAGUUGAUUUCGUUUUACCUCAAGAAGAAAUUGGAAGGCUACGAGAAGAGCGUUGAAGUGAUUGUGGAGAUUGAAAUUUAUAAGUACGAACCCUGGGACUUACCUGCUAAGUCUAUAAUUCAAUCCGAUAAUGAGUGGUUCUUCUUCUCCCCUCGGGGAAAAAAGUACCCGAAGGGUAAUCAGACCAGGAGAGCGACUGAUUUAGGGUACUGGAAAGCCACAGGGAAAGAGCGUAAUGUAAAGUCAGGUUCCAAUGUUAUUGGUACCAAGAGGACUCUAGUUUUCCAUACUGGCCGUGCACCAAAAGGGGAAAGGACAGAGUGGAUUAUGCAUGAAUUUAACGCCAAGAAUAAAGCUCAGGAUUUUCUAGCUGUUUGCCGCCUUAGGAGGAAUAAUGAAUUUCGUCAACAUAGUUGCUCAAACCGAGCUGCUUCAAGUCAAAUGAAUUUAUCCUCGUUGCAAGCUCAUUCUGGCGAGCAGGUCGAUUUUACAUCCGAGUCCAAUCAAAAAGAUGUCGCAGAAGCUGUACCUGUGGAGUCUUCUGGUGAUCAGAAGGAUUAUGGUUCUGAUGAUUUCUACUCCGACAUACUAAAAGACGACAUUCUUAACCUGGAUGCAUCUGCGCCUUACAAUGCUGCUUCGGAUCUGUUCCCACUGGUUUUCCAUAGAUCAGAUGCAGAGAGAAAGUACCAGCAGGACUGGAAUGAGUAUUUGGAAUGGCUACCGAACCAAGGCUGUGCAAAUCGGAGAAUCAGAUUGAAAUGGAGAGAAGCCAUUGGAGCAAAGAAGUUGGAGGCUAUGCAAAAUGGUGAUUCCAGAUACAUGGUUGAGAAAUCAAGGCUAUCAUCCUCAGAACUAUCACAAAGCCAGUUGAUGAACACUGCUUCUUCGGUUAGCGUUGUUCGGGGCUAUGCUCGAGUCAUGAUAUUUGCUUUGUUGAUUUUGUUAGCUUUGUUGUCUCGAUUGGAGGUUUUUGGUAUGCCUAAGGGACUCUACUGAUCUUUCUAUGCUAAUGUGCCAUAAGAGAUUAUUUUAAAUGUGUAGUGUAUAUAUAUAGAGGUGUCAAAUGUGGAUUCUAUAUAAUUCACAAAGGAAAUUUUGGAUUCUUUUAACAAGAUUCAAUUGUUGGGCUUUAGCAAAAUCAGUGUUUAUCAAGAGUUUUAUCAGUGUUGAUUGUGAUUUG